CUUCAAAGACCAAAGGGUUCUGUUUGGUUAAUCAAAAAAUUCUAGCCGCAAGCAAUAGAAAGUGAGAGAAAAUUUUUGCGCGCUUAGAGACCAAUGGGGAGUGAAGGUAGAGAUAGGAAUGGCGAUGGUUAUGGCGGUGGACAACAGGCUUCUGCGGAGCAAGGAGUACCGGCAACGGCGAAAAAGUUGGUGCAGAGCGUGAAGGAGAUCGUGAACUGUUCGGAGCAGGAGAUCUACGCUGUGCUCAAGGAUUGUGAUAUGGACCCUAACCGCGCUGUAGAGAGGCUUCUGGCUCAAGAUACGUUUCGUGAGGUGAGGAGUAAACGUGAAAGAAGAAAAGAGAUGAAGGAGGUGUUUGAUUCAAGGGCAAGGGGUAAUAAUGUGGGGUUGAGUCGUGGAGGCAAAACUGGCGCUGGCGGUGAUCGUAAUGUUGUGCGGAGUAGAUUAACACAUGUGACUUAUAAUGAGCAUAUUAAAGCCAAUGACAAGGGAGAGGGUGGGUCAUUAUGUCCUUCAGUUACGCCAUCCAUAACUCCUGUUGUGCGGAAAAGUACAAAAAGUGAUUAUUUUAGUACUGAUAAUGGAAGACAGUCAUCAGGAACAGGUGACUCCGUGGCAGAUUCUACCCAAGCCUCGCCAAGACUUCAACCCUCAAUGAUAGGAGUGAGCAAAGGACGUCUGUCAAUGGCAGACAUUGUAAGAAUGGGUAGAACAUCACAAGAUGCUGUUUCACAUACACACUGCAAUUCCUCUGGAGAUUUGGCAUGUGGAAAUUCAGAGUCAAGCUUAGGUCUUUCCUGUCAAAAUCAUUCUGAGAAACAAAAUUUUCAUGAUGAUUGCUCUGUAAUGGAACAACCAAUUGCUAGAAAUUCACAGACACUAAACAUGUCUGCUUCAAAUGCUAAUAAUGGGCUGUUCGAGUAUCCUAGCUUGCAUUCUACUGCAGUUUGUUUACGCAGGAACUGCGAAUUAGAUGCGGCCCAAGCUUCAUGGGGGAAUGUUAUUUGUGAUAAUGUUAUUUCCAAAAAAGUUGAAUCUGCUUGUAUGCCUAGCAAACAUACUAUUUUGAGUAACAAUGAUGGAUUAGGAUCUCAUUCCAACCCUAACUUAAGGAAUACUCUUUCCUCUGAUCUUCAUAGUUCUUAUGAACAUUAUGAAGAUGUGUCAUCUGCUGCUUCAAUUCUCCAGCGGCUAAGUAUAGGAGAAUCUAAACAGAAAUUGCCAACGUUUGAAGUUGAAGAUGACCCGACAGUGGUCAUUCCAAAUCAUUUACAAGCCUUGGGUGCUGACUGUUCAUAUUUGAGUUUUGGUACAUACAAUGGCGGCAGUAGUUCUGCAUCUUCUGCAAUUCUUAUAUCUAAUCAUCUUUCCAAAAGUGGCUUGGAAGAAAAGUCUGCAGCAGUAGAUGAUUCUCCGUCUCAAUUCCUGGACACAAGAGGAACAGCAGGUGAUAUAAACUGUGACUUCCUUUCAUCUCCUAAGCAAGGGUUUGUGAAGAAUAUUGUUCCUGAGGAAACUCUAGAGAAUGAGUACAAAAUUACAGCAUGUGUAUCAGAUUCUAGUUUGCAAAAUUCCCACUGGGUGAAUCCUUCACAACCUCUGAAGCAGCCUGGCUUGCAGAGUGGAAACCAUUAUACUUAUCCAACAGAACUAUAUGCUGACUCAAAUUCAAUACGUGAUGAUGUGUUGGCAUUCCUAAUGUCACAAUCACAACCUUCUAGACACAAUAAUGCAGUAUCAUCUAUAAGAAAUGCUGCCUUCCCUAUGUCAGAGGUCAUGGAGCCAGGCACCUUUGCUCUACCUAAGGGAUCUGCAUUUCCCCAGGAUCCUACUGUGCAAUCCUCAAUACACUUUCAUCAAUUACCUAACACAAAAGGAUAUCUAUCCCUGUCCCAGAAUCAGUCAUACAUUCCAACCACAAAUUCACAGAAAGCAUUUUCAGGCAAUACUGGAUAUAAUCAAUCUCCAGCAGAUGUGAAGUACAACUUUCCACCAAAUAGAAAUGAAUUCCUCACAAGUAGAUUGCCUCCUGCGGCUGCCAGAAAUGCAAUUGGUUAUGGAAAUCUUGGUUCUUCCUUUUUAAGUCCUGGAAGCUUGCUGUCUAAUCCAUCACCUGGUUAUAUGAUGCCUUCUAUUAACUUAGAUGAGACUUUACCUUCUCGGUAUAAUGCUGGACAUAGAAUAAGCUCUAUUCAGCAGCGUGGUAGGAUUUCAAAUUGGGAUUAUGGGGCUGAAUCAAGAUUUCUCCCGGAGAGAACCCAAUAUAACUUCACGGGGCAGCCAAAUCAGGCUUCUCUGUCACAGUUUGCAAGUCCUGGAUAUGCUGACCUUCAUUCUCAGAAGCGGGUUUUGGAAGAACGUCAGCAACCAGGUGGUUUUCAAGGUUUGUCAUCCAAGCAGUUGCAUCAACUUUGGCAGCACAGUCACUAACAAUACAAGUCCUGCGCGUUUUUUCUCCCCCUUUUUUUAAUGAGAAAUUAUUGUAGCAGGUUUAGGUGAAUUAAGGUGUUAUUUUCAUUCAGAUGGUUGAGCGUUAAUUCAAUUGUACAUACUUAAAAGAGAAUCUAACCUGACUUCUAUAGUUUUGACUUGCGUUAAUUUUAUUGUAAUACUGGGGCCAUCGUUUACUCUCAUGGUAGCAUUCCUUUUGGGGGGUUAUUUUCUCAACCCAACCGAAUUGUUAUCUCAAGAU
Abrus precatorius (Indian licorice) is the source of this 2692-nucleotide messenger RNA. RefSeq lists its product as uncharacterized. Gene Ontology annotation, molecular function: protein binding. The transcript has 10 exons. The record is from RefSeq and is a predicted model, not a curated record. NCBI's taxonomy places the organism in Eukaryota, Viridiplantae, Streptophyta, Magnoliopsida, Fabales, Fabaceae. The coding region runs from base 94 to 2430 and encodes 778 amino acids.